Molecule: messenger RNA, 1822 nt
Organism: Labrus bergylta (ballan wrasse)
Lineage: Eukaryota; Metazoa; Chordata; Actinopteri; Labriformes; Labridae
Gene: rab38b
Product: RAB38b, member of RAS oncogene family
Biological process (GO): endosome to lysosome transport; phagosome-lysosome fusion
Cellular component (GO): Golgi apparatus; late endosome; trans-Golgi network
Molecular function (GO): GTPase activity; GTP binding
Source: RefSeq, a predicted model, not a curated record
GUGCGCACUGCGCGUCUCCUCAGGGUGACGAGGCGAGGUCACAAGCUCCCGAGCACAGCACACACACACCGACACACACACACACACACACACUUCCCCGCCGGGAGGGCGGGUCCUAAACACGUAUACGGGAGAUACGCAGGGAUCAGGACCUGGGGGUGAAGGCUGAAACUCUCUCACUCAUUGCGCGUCAAAGUUGCUGAAAGUUGUUUGAAGUGGGGUGAGCAUGACCAACAUCUCGUCGUACAGCAACGGCAUGCAGAACCUGCGGAAGGAGCACCUGUACAAGGUGCUGGUCAUCGGGGACCUGGGGGUGGGGAAGACCUCCAUCAUCCGGCGGUACGUGCAUCAGACCUACUCCACCAACUACAGGGCCACCAUCGGGGUGGACUUCGCCCUGAAGGUGCUCAACUGGAACUCAAAGACUAUCAGGCUUCAACUUUGGGACAUUGCAGGUCAAGAACGUUUUGGAAACAUGACAAGAGUUUACUACAGAGAAGCCAUGGGAGCCUUCAUAGUGUACGACGUGACGCGACACAGCACCUUCGAGGCUGUGGUGAAGUGGAAAGAAGACCUGGACUCCAAGUUAACGCUAGCGGACGGACAGAGCAUUGCUACAGUGCUGCUGGCUAACAAGUGUGACCAGGGCCGAGAGAUGACCAGCAAUGGCAUCAAAAUGGACCAGUUCUGUAAGGACCACGGCUUUGUCGGCUGGUUUGAAACGUCCGCAAAGGACAAUCAGAACAUCUGUGAAGCUGCAAACUUCCUGGUCAAGCACAUCAUGGCAACAGAGAAUGAGAUCUUGAAAAGCGUGAUACCAGACACCAUCUCACCUCAGUACAACAACAGGCAGUCGAGCUGCUCUAGCUGCCUGAAAUAAUCAGUGGACGGCAUAAUCCACGUCUGAAGAGAACUCCUGAGAGACAUAGUUGGACAUAGAGGGACAGGCACAUGGCUUCUUUGUUCCACAAUGGAGGUGACGAUUUGAGUUUGCGUCAGGAUCUGAUGGCCUCAGAUUGCACAUGAAUUUAACAGACUUUGCUAACUUGACAAACUGUGAGUUUAAAAUUCUUACCAGCGAAACAAUAAUGCGUUCAGACUUAAUUUAUCACGCCAUUAUUUUGGACCUUUGGGUUUGUUCUGUGCUAGUUUACAGUUCCUUGAAAACAGUUCAUCUGAGACUGCGUGGCCAGACCAGAAUAAACAGUGGAGUCAAUUCUCCCAGCAUGCGCCAUGAAACAAACUCAAAGGGCAGCAUGCACAAGCAACUAAACUCAACAGCUAAUUGGAAGUCUGAUUCAAAUUUAAAUCUGCUCUUCACCAUUUAUUGUGAUUCCUUUCUUUCACCAGCAAAAGAAACACAGUAUUGACAGCUUUCAACGAUCGAAAAGGAUGACUAGAGUGUAUUUAUGUGGAUUUGCACAUGCAUUGCUUGUUUUUAUUGUAGUUUUAAUUUAUUUACAGUUUGCAUUUAGGAAAUACUAUUUAUGUUAUGCUGGUUAGUUUAUGAUGUAAAUCUGCUUAAAUACUCCCUACAAAUGACCAUUGUGUAAGUCCUAUAAAAGCAGGCUAAUUAAGUAACAAUGCAUUCCUAAUAAUAGCCACAAUUUGUUGGGGGGCAAGCAGCUGCAAGGAAAGACACAGUUCAACACUCACACACACAAACAUCCUGGAGUUUGUGUGUGGUAACUCGUCCUUUAUGGCCUGUGGGCUGCCAGUGAAGAAGUUCAGUUCAGUCGGUUUGUCAGACAUGUUUGUUUGUUAAUGGAGGAGAGUGGGUGUCCUGUGUGUGUCUAAGUGUGUGUGUGUGUGUGUGUGUGUG